AUUCGCGCGACGCAUUAUUUCGUGAAAGUUAUUUGAUGCAAAAUAUGCAUUCUUUUAUAGUACAAUUAUCUACAUAUUUAUUAUAACAAGUAAUAUAUAUUUUUAAUGUGAAAUAAUAAAUUUAUUCAUAUAUGUACCGUUCAAGUUAUAUAUGUGUAAAUUUACAAAGGUUUGUUGGUUUGUUGAGUGUACAAACGCAUCGACUACUCAUUCGUUAUGGGCAAAGGUUAGAGAGUCAGUGCGAGUAGCACGAAGACAAGCAAUCGUAGCAGAUGUCACGAUGUAGGAAAUUUUAAUGUUAUUAGUUAAUAAAGAUUCAUUGGUUUAGGAUUUAAAUAUCCGUAUAACUUAAUUUCCAAUACAUGGAUACAAACAACAGCCAGAAGCCCCUCGGUGGGCAAUCCACUGGAGGUGGCACUGGCAAUGAUAAAAAUAAAGAGUGGCAAAUGGAGCUGCUCAUGGAAAAAUUAAGAUCUAAAGCAUCAGCAUUUAAGAGUUUAAUGGAAACUGCCAAGAAUCUCAGAAUGGCAAUGCUGGAUAAAAGAUUUGCUAUAGACAGUGUUGAAAAAAGUCAACUUCAAAAAUGUUUAGAUACCUUACAACAUUCUAUUAAAGUUACUUCUUUGCAAUCUAUGGUUGAAAGGUUAGAAAGUCUUUCAAGACAACUAGGCUUGAAAUUUAUGUCUGCACCAUCCGGAACAGAACUUUUUAUAUCAUCUGAUAUGUUUUUCUUAGAAGUUCUUCUUGAACCAACUGGUGUAGUUAAAGAUGUGAAAAUUCAUCACGAAGGAAAAAAUGAACAACAGAGCUGUGAAGAAUUAGUUGCUUGUCUUUCAAGAGGGGACUUUGUAGACUUUACAGCACAACUCGAAGGCUUAGCAUCAAUAUAUCAGUUAAAUGCAGACAAAAAAGUGAAGUGUAAAGCAUUCUGUGCUCUACAAUCGCUAGAAGCUGAUUUAGGUGUUUUGGCUCAGUUACAAACAUUUAUGAAAGAGUCAUUUAAUCUUGUUCACAAAAGUCCUGUAGGAAUAUUAGAAAGACGGAAAGGCGGUCACCCUAUGAAAUUAACUUACUUUGUAUCUCCGUAUGACCUGAUUGAUCAAGAUAAUCGAAUAAUAGAACAGUUAAGUCCAGAAACUAUCAUUACUCGUAAAAUUGGUCAUUCUGUAACAGUUUGUUUGGAAGGAUCUACCGCUCACAAACUUCCAACUUCAAGUAUUAUCACAGUGAAUCGAAGUCCUACUGGAAAAAAUACACCAUCAUAUGCACCUCUCACCGGUGCUAAUUCUUCAAUGUUGCCAGCUUGUUUUGUUCUAAAGCUUGCUAAGAAGAUGCCCAUGUGUCUCGAAUUAGUUCACAGAAUACAAAAAGUAACAGAAAUGGAGUGUGUCGAUGUGUCUGCACCUCAGCCUAUUUUAAGUUUGAUUGUUCAACAUGCAAGUGGAGGACAAUUAGAUUGCCGGAACAAUAGAGGAUUAUAUGUAACUUUACCUGAUCAACAGCAUUGCUACUUUAUGACGGAGAAUAAAAGUAUGGAAGGUGUACUUGUUGGAAGUAUUCCUUUCACGCAUCCAGCUCACGUACCACAAAUUCUUGGAUGUCUACGUCAACAAGCUCUGUUUAAUACUCUGGUGAUGAGCUGCGUGCGGUCAAUGGCUCGUCAAGAAGUUGAGCAGACAACAAUAUUCGAAGUGAGUGCAUUAUCGUGGCAACAUGUGUCCGUGAGUCUUGAACAUCCUUUUGAAGAAACAUUAGCAACUGCUGAAUUGGAUUUGACAGACAUUUCCGCGCUCAAGUGUAAACUUUACGGCGUUAGCAUGACAAAUACCGAGCAAACGUCGGAAAUUGUUAGUAAAGUUCUUCAAAGGUGCCUUAGCAUACCAGUAACGAUGAGAGCGUUAAUUAAAAUUUGGGAAGGUCGAAAUUCAAUACAAAUUAAUGGAAUAUCUAGUGGAGGAACUGGUAGUGGAGCUACUAAUGGUGGCAAUUAUGGGGUAAAUCUUGGUUCUGGACGCGAGCAAAAUGGUCAUGAUGGACCUACUUGCAUACCAGACUUUACUAAUGGUGAACCGAAGAUUAAACAUGAGCCAGGACUAAAUGGUAACAACAAUAAUAGUAUAAGCAGACAAUCAACACCCUCACAUCAGCAGCAGUCUUUUUUAGAUGCCGGAACGGAGAAUAGUAUCGGGUUCCCGUCCUUUUCCGGCCAAUCCGAUACAUCUGCUGCUAUGUUAAAUCCCUUGCAACUUGGUGCACUACUUAGUCAAGGUAAAAGCUCUCCAGUAGGAGGCUUAGGUUCUACGACACCUACAAGUGAUCGUUCAAAAAAGACACGUAAAAGAAAAACUGCAGAUGGUCUUUGGAGAAGUCCUAAAAAUAAAAGUGAUGAUUCUGGUGAAAUUUUAUUAGAAAGUUCCAGUUCUGAUUCUACUCCGCUUGGUACACCAACAUCGAGAGAUAAUGCCAAUGGAACUCGAACACCGACACCAACUUCAGCUGCAGUUAGUUUAGUUAGUGGUCUAGAUUUGUCUAAUCUUGAUGCUAGUGACAUUGUCGGAGGUGAUACUCGGAGUUCAACUGAUUAUGAUGUAGAAAAUGAAUCAGAAGUGAUGGAAGUUCAUGAUUUGCCUGACGACUAUGGAGAAAUAAUGAAAAGAGAUCGAAAAUCAAGAAAGAGUCGUGAAGAAAAGAAAAGUCCAAGUGUUUUUGAAGAUAAUAAAAGUAAUUUAGUACCACCUUCCGUUAGUAUCACUCCAAUUUCUAGUGGUGGAAUAGGGCAAACGACCAAUUAUAAUUCUGUGCUGACAGGAAUGGGAUUAGAUCGAAGACCGGGGAUUGAAAUAAUUCCAAUUUCUUCAUCACCACAAACAAAUCUGCCGAGUUCUAUUACAAUAACACCUAUCACUGGAGCUACAAUUAAACCUGUUACGUCAGACGAAAGAAGAGAUAGAAAGAAUAAAACGAGUGAUGAUAAAUCAAGACUGGAGAAAAAAAGGAAACGUAAACGGGAAGACAGUCCAAUGGGACCACCAGAAAAACUUCCUCCAAAACAACCACAAGAUCCACUGUCUAAGCCGGUUUCCGUUAGUAUUAAACCUACUGAACCUCAACCAAAUAUUGGAUCACGUCCAUCGUCCCCUGCGACAACACUUAGAAAAUUAAAUCCAUCUCCGACUCAUACAAGCCCUUUAGCUCUACUUGGUAAGUCUUCUCCGACACUGAGACAACCUGCAUCCGCUUCUAAUACUGGUACAUCGGCUUCAACUUCUUCAACAUCGAGUAAAUCCAUGCCAAGUCCUAAACACUCGCCAGUUUAUAACAGCCCUAAGCAUUCAUCGUCAGGAAUUCCCGCUAGCGUUAGCCCAAAACAUGGGACCUGCUCACCGAAGCAUGGAAGUACAACUAGUACUGGCAAGCCCAGUAUGUCUGCGUUAAAAUCAGCUGCUAAUAAUUCACCGUCAGCUUGUGGAAAAAGUAGUAGUGAAUCUUCUAGUUCGUCUUCCAAACCCAAGUCUUCGUCUAGUAAAGAAACAAGUAGAGAUAAAGAAAGAAAGAUUCCAUCAUCUUCAACUUCGUCUUCAUCAACAUCAGGGUUAUCUUUUAAUAGUGGUAGUUCUGGACAUCAAAGUCCUAAAACAAAAUCAUCAAGCAGUAAAUUAAAAUCUAUUGAACUCUUGCCAAAUGCAGGAGAACCACCGCCAACUUCUAUGUCUGGCAGUGGUGGCAACACACCACCCUCUGGAAGUUCAGAUCUCAGUAAAUCAUCCACAGCUCAACAGCAGCAAGCGAGGAAUCGUAAAGGUUCUCUAAGUGCUGUAAUAGACAAGUUAAAAAAUGCUCAACAUGUCUCGGAUGAUCCAGGGAAUGGUGGAAGUUCUUCAAAGUCUGGCGGAAAUUCUUCCAGUGGUGAAUCUGGCCAAAAAGAAAGACCUACAACAUCUUCAAAUAAAACAAGUGAAGGAAAAAGUAUGGGAAAAAAUAGCCCCGCUCUUGAUACUAAAAAUCCAGCAGAGUAUAUGGUAAAACAUAGUUUAGAUGGAAUGAAAAUUACCAUCAAUAAGACUAGAGCUAAAGAUUCAAAAGCUGGAAGUAAUGUUAAACUUUCUUCAAGUACUGGAAAUGUAAGUGGAUCAAUGAGCUCGUCAGUAUCAAAUUCGGGAAACGGUUCACCAAAAACUCACACUGGAUUAAAACCGGGAGUCAAUUCGGGUCCAGCUUCCAAGAAACCGCAAUCUCAAUCUGUUAAAACUUCCAGUCAACAAGGCGGAUUAACGUCUGCUGUUGGGAAUAAAUUGAGUAUGGCAGGGCAAAAAGUUUCAAAUCUCAAGUCAACUUCAAGUUCUUCUAGUGGUGGAUUACUAGCGAAAAGUACAACUAAAGCAUCAAGUGGAUCGCCAAAGAUGUCAAGUUCUGGUGCGACAGAUUUAAGUAGAAAUCGAGACAAACCAAGAUUGCAAAAAUCAGUUGAUAAAAGUGGGAAUCUCUUCAGUUCUAAAUCAACAGAUUCACGAAAAGCUAGUCCUUCACCACUACGUGAAGAAAGUGAGAGUGAAAGAGCUUUCAAAAUUCUUGCUGCACAUACAUCUAUGUCAAUAUUUGAUUCAAAAUUUCAAAUACCAAAAUUAUCCGCUAGAGUAAAUGCUGAAGCUGCCGAGAAAAAGUUUGGUGAAAAGCUUUCAUCGAGUACAUCAAUAGAUCAUAGUAGUAGUAAAUUAUUAGACACUUUAUCAUCGAAUAAAAUUGAUCAAGCGAAGAUACAAUCAUUACCUAACACAUCGCUUUCGAGUAAUGUUAAAUCCACUGACAUCAUGGAUCAAAGUUCAAUGUCAAAUCGAAGAGACAUCAAUCAAACCAAGUCAGAUAAUUUGUCUACAAAUCCUAUGCCAAUGUUGAAUCUCAGUAGCACUCUCGACCCAUCUAUGAUCUUACAACCACCAUCUUCUUCAUCAUCAAUUGUACCUGCCGCUUCUCAUGAUUCUGAUGUGCCGACAAAUUUAUCAAUGCAACCAGAUGCUGAAAUAAGAGACGUAUGUAAAGAUUUGUCAAUAACUCCGAGGUCAUCGGCUUCACAGUACCUCAAAAAUAUGUCUUCAAUGAGCUCAUCAAGUUCUUCAGGGAGUAAUGAAGACAAUGCUAACAUAUUGAGUCAUAUUAACGUUGAUACUACAUCAUCUACUGAUACUUUAGGAUCUUCUAAAACGGCUUCAACUUAUUCCUCUUCAACUUCAUCGAAUACUACUGGAAGUACUUUAGGAGAUAAUGUGAGUUCCGAAAGCUUAAAUUUGAGUACUAAGCCAGCAGAUGCAGCUUUGAAUAAGUAUAAUAAAUCUCUGGAGGAACGAAAAUCUCUAGAUAGAUCAUCAAUUCAAUCUUCAACACCACCUAUGACAGCAUCGUCGAGCUCUUCAUCAAUUGAUGUGUCAUCUGUGAAUAAAUCAACUACACCAAUUCCAGGGGAGUCACUCGAAGUCAAUGAAAUGUUGUUAGAUUUUUCCACACCAAAAGAUAUUGGCAAAAUGUCUCUUUCAACGGUUCCAGAAAGGACUAUGAAUUUACAGUCUGUUCCAGUUAGAAGAAAUACUCCUCCACCACCACCGCCACCACCUGCGUUUCCACCGAGUCCAUCUUUGAGUCUUCAUAUUGUUAAAAGUCCAGCACCUUCUCCGAGAGUUAUUCCACCAUCUCCACACUCUACAACUUCACCUUGUAUAACUGAUGAUGAACUUAUGGAUGAAGCUCUCGUUGGUUUAGGAAAAUGAAGACUACUUGCACUGCGUUACUGGUUAUUUAAUCAAGUACCAAGGACGCAGGCAAUAGCCAGAUAUUUUUAAAUCAAUUUAAUAAUUAAAAUGGUUAUUCAAUGAAGUGAGAAAAAAAAUUAAGUUUUGAAUAUACUGUUGUAAAACACAAAUAUUUGACAAUUUUUUUUUUUAUUAGUGAAUUAUUGUAAAGAAAUAUGAAAAAAACUUGCAAUAAAUAUUUUGAAUUAUCAAUAAUUUAUUGCUGAAAUAAUCAAAAUUUUAAAAACUAAUAAUGUUUUAUAGAAUGAAUUUGUUCUUUUUUUUUUAAAUGAUUAUUUCUCACAAUGUAAGUGAUUGAAAUGAUGAUUGACUAAUUUGAAAAAGGCUAAUCCAUGACUCAUCAUUUACGUUUACAAUUAUGUUUUUAUCUUGAGAGAAAUUUAUCACACAAUCAAAGUGUUAUAAAAAUUGUUAGAGUGUGUGUAUUAAAAAACAUUUGAAAUUCUGCCCUCAAAAAAAUUAUUAAUUUGCUCAUGUUGUUCAUUAUAAGAACAAAUUUUUUGGAUUAAGUUUACAUAAUUAGGACAAAGUGUACUUCCUAUUUAAAUCGGACAAUAAUUGAUUCUUCAUACGUAUACACAUAUAUAUAAUUAUUUAUUUAUAUUAAUUUACUGCCUAUUACUUUAGUAUUUUUACUGACCAAUUUGAUUUACAAUCAUCAAUAUAUAACGUGGGCAAAGUUGUAAUUUUUAAUGAACUCAAUUUAGAAGAAAACUAGAGAGGAAAGAAUAAUUUUAUUUGAUUAAAAAAGACUCGUGGAUUCUUGCCAAUGCUAGAGUAUGUACAAAAAAAAAUGAAGCAUUGAUAAUUGAAUAAAAAAUAUUGAGUAUUGCCUAGUUAACUAGCAGCUAAUAGAUUGGCACCAAUAAAAAAGACAAAUUGAACUGCUAUGUGUCAAUAGCUGUAAAAAGGUAAAAAUAGUAUCAUACACGUGUGAAUUAUUGAUACUAUAAUAUAAUAUGUAAAGUUAUAUGUAAUAGUAAAACAAUUUGUAUAGAAAAUUGAGGAAUGAUUGAAUGAUUUACGCGUAUGUAUACAAUAUGUGUAUAUAUGUAUGCAUACACUUUGAGUAUGCAUGUACAUAUGCAUAAUCCUGUUGUAUUAUGUUAAUGGAUACAACCUAUUAUAUUUAUCAAAGGCUCGCUAAUAAAUAUAUUUACUUGUUUUAAAAA
This is a messenger RNA of Chelonus insularis, 6973 nucleotides long. RefSeq names its product Mediator complex subunit 1 (gene MED1). Gene Ontology annotation, biological process: regulation of transcription by RNA polymerase II. The transcript is spliced from 5 exons. Gene Ontology annotation, cellular component: mediator complex. Gene Ontology annotation, molecular function: transcription coregulator activity. The record is from RefSeq and is a predicted model, not a curated record. Bases 363 to 5759 code for a protein of 1798 amino acids. NCBI's taxonomy places the organism in Eukaryota, Metazoa, Arthropoda, Insecta, Hymenoptera, Braconidae.